AUGGCCUCGGUUUUGGACCCUGCUCUGCCCAUCCGGGUGCAGAUGGAGCGACUCGUGAAACAGAAACAGCUCGAGAUCACCAGUGGUUUGGAGUCCCUCGACUCAGUCAGUUUUCGUGCAGACGAAUGGGAACGGGGUGAAUCUGGAGGUGGAGGCCGGUCCAUGGUGUUGCAGAACGGCAAAACCUUCGAGAAAGGUGGUGUCAACGUGUCUGUUGUUCACGGUGUGCUUCCUCCUCAGGCUAUAGAGAAAAUGAAAGCAGAUCAUAAGAACAUCAAGACCAGCGCUGGUGGCAGCGUACAGUUCUUUGCUUGCGGGCUGAGUCUUGUGAUCCAUCCCUGGAACCCACAUGCUCCAACCACUCACCUGAACUACCGUUAUUUCGAGAUUAUGAACGAAGACGGGUCUCCGCAGACGUGGUGGUUUGGAGGCGGAGCCGAUCUGACGCCAUCCUAUAUCUACGACGAGGAUUGUAUCAACUUCCACCAGCAGCACAAGGCCGCUCUGGACAAGUUUAGACCGGAUCUUUACCCUAGGUUCAAGAAAUGGUGCGACGAGUAUUUUUUUAUUCCGCACAGGAACGAGACCCGGGGUAUUGGUGGAAUCUUCUUCGACGACUUUGACGAGCUGCCUCCUCAGCAGUGUCUGGAAAUGGCGGAGUCCUGUUUCAACGCGUUUCUGCCUGCUUAUCUUCCACUGGUCGAGCGCAGAAAAGACACCCCUUAUACAGAGGUCCAGAAGGAGUGGCAGCAGAUCAGAAGGGGAAGGUAUGUCGAAUUCAACCUCGUGUACGACAGAGGCACCAAGUUUGGACUACAGACUCCAGGUUCGCGGACCGAGUCGAUUCUAAUGAGCCUUCCACUCACGGCAAAAUGGAUGUACGACCACCAGGCACCCGGUCCGGAAGAGCAACGGCUGCUCGAGGUGGUCCAAAAGCCUGUUGAGUGGCUGGAAAGCAGCUAA
Messenger RNA from Ogataea angusta, 963 nucleotides. RefSeq lists its product as uncharacterized. The transcript has a single exon. Gene Ontology annotation, molecular function: coproporphyrinogen oxidase activity. Bases 1 to 963 code for a protein of 320 amino acids. The record is from RefSeq and is a predicted model, not a curated record. Gene Ontology annotation, cellular component: cytoplasm; mitochondrial intermembrane space. Lineage: Eukaryota; Fungi; Ascomycota; Pichiomycetes; Pichiales; Pichiaceae.